AUGAGCUCAGAAGAACGCAAGCAAGCUGUCCUUCAAAGGCAACUGCAUGGUCUUCUGGGUGGUGAUGCAGGUAGACCAGAACUGGCUGACUAUGUGACGAAGCUAGACAGGACCAUCCUGUGCGCCAGUUCGGCCUGUGCAGUUAUUGCAGGUGCCUUGAACCCGCUCGUGCCCGUCAUAUAUGGUCUCCUGGUGGGUGUGUUCAACGGUUUCGCCGCGGGCUCCGUGGAGGUUGCCGAGUUUCGAUCCAAAAUAUCGACAUUCAGUCUUUACUACGUCUAUCUUAGUAUCGGUCUUUUUGUCUUUACAUACGCAGCCACAGUCGGAUUUAUUGGAGCGGAGAGCGGAUUGUCAGAGCUUUGCGGAUUGCAUAUCUGUCUGCCAUCCUGCGUCAAAAUAUAG
Messenger RNA from Penicillium crustosum, 402 nucleotides. RefSeq lists its product as uncharacterized. The coding region runs from base 1 to 402 and encodes 133 amino acids. The record is from RefSeq and is a predicted model, not a curated record. Gene Ontology annotation, cellular component: membrane. Gene Ontology annotation, molecular function: ATP binding. NCBI's taxonomy places the organism in Eukaryota, Fungi, Ascomycota, Eurotiomycetes, Eurotiales, Aspergillaceae. The transcript is spliced from 2 exons.